AAAAUAAAUCACUGAAUGCAUGCAUCUGAUCUGAGUGCUUUGACCCGUUUUUUCUGUUUGGUCACCACCUCCUCUCCGCUCUCCGCCAUGGCGGCGCAUCUAAUGUUCCUCAGAUCGGUUCUUGUUUCUCCCGGAAGACGUUCUUCCUCACCCUGAAUCAUCUGACAGUAGAAUUUCUCAGAUUGGAAACUUGCAGGUUGUGUUUUUUUUUUUGUCUUUUUAUGUAAGAAAGGUUUUUGUUCAAACAGUCCUGGUUUUGUUUCUUUCUUCCUGAAAGCUAUUCGCCCAGAACGAGAGGCAUCGCCAUUGAUGAGCGAAAUCCCAUUUUCUCGGGAAACAAACAGACAAUUUCUCUCUCUCUCGUUUACCGUCCUCUUUACGACCCUGUUACGGGAAAUUUCAAUGUUCUCUGUCCCCGUCAAUGUUAUUUUCCGAGAAAAUUCUGACCUGUUCUAAUCUCGACAUCUUGUCACUGUUUCUUUCUUCUCCGUCUUCUCUUCUCCGUGUUUUGUCCGCACGUAGAGAAACCGAUUUUUUUUUUUUUAAUAAAAAAAAUUAUGAUUGAAAAAGUCAGGAUGUGUGUGAGAUCUCACUCGAAGUCUUCGAAUGCUGAAAGCUGUUAUUCCCUUUUUCUGGUUCAUUGAUUAAAGAUUCCAGCUUUGUUGAGACAAUAAACAAACAGAAACUUUCGGAAUAUACCCAUUUCUGAUCCCAUAACUCUCAGUUUUCCGGGAAAGUUUUCAGUUUCCUGGGAAAAUUUUCAAGCUUCCUUGCGCUCUGUUACCGGAAUCGCGAACUACGAGGUCCGGCAUAUUCGGUCUCAGUCUCUCUGUCUGAAGCCAUCUCUGCUUUUGUUCUGUGAGCUUUUUUCCUCGGAGGUUCUGCCAAACAUGGGUUCUUAGAUUUCCUCAAAGUCUGCAAUUUUUUUUCCCAGUAAAGAUUCGAGCUUUGCUUCAGGGCUUGCCUGACGAGAGCGAAAGAUCAAGCCUUUGCUUCUGGGUAUUUUAGAUUCGGAUCUUUCCGGGUGUAAAGAUUCGUGGAAAGUGACAAGGAAAAUGUCGAAUGGAAGGAGCAGAAGGAGGAGGAGGAGACUACUCCUAAGCAAGAUUUACACGCUGAACUGUGGAACCGCAUGUUUCAGGCAAGACCAUUCUCAGGUCGGAGGACCAGGUUUCUCUCGGGUUGUCUUCUGCAACGAACCCAAUCGUGAAGAAUCAGCUGGAACAAGGGACGAUUACUGCGAUAACUACGUGAGGACCACCAAGUACACUCUGGCCACGUUCUUGCCAAAAUCUUUGUUCGAACAGUUCAGAAGAGUUGCAAAUUUCUACUUCCUCGUAACUGGUGUCUUGUCCUUCACUGAUCUUGCACCUUACACUGCCGUCAGCGCCAUUGUUCCUCUCAUCUUCGUCAUCGGUGCCACCAUGGUUAAAGAGGGUGUCGAAGAUUGGCGCCGGAAACAGCAGGACGUUGAAGUGAACAAUAGGAAAGUUAAAGUGCAUAGAGGAGAUGGGAGUUUUGUUCAUAGAGAGUGGAAGACGCUGAGAGUUGGAGACAUAGUGAAGGUAGAGAAAGACGAGUUUUUCCCGGCGGAUCUUUUCCUGCUUUCAUCGAGCUAUGGAGAUGCUAUUUGCUACGUGGAGACGAUGAAUCUUGACGGGGAAACAAAUCUGAAACUUAAACAAGGACUGGGAGUCACUUCUUCUUUGCAUGAAGACGAGAAUUUCAACGGUUUCAAGGCUUUUGUCAAAUGCGAGGAUCCGAAUGCUAAUUUGUAUUCCUUUAUUGGAACCAUGGAGCUUGACGGGGAAAGGUACCCUCUUUCGCCUCAACAGCUUCUCCUGAGAGACUCGAAACUCAGAAACACAGACUAUAUCUAUGGAGCCGUUAUCUUCACGGGUCAUGACACAAAGGUUAUCCAGAAUUCAACCGACCCUCCAUCAAAGAGAAGUAACAUCGAGAGGAAGAUGGAUAAGAUCAUAUACUUGAUGUUCGGUAUUGUGGUUUCAGUAGCGUUUAUUGGUUCGGUUACCUUUGGAUUAUCAACAAGAGAUGAUUUAGAGAAUGAUGUGAUGAAAAGAUGGUACCUUAGACCGGAUAGUUCCAGGAUCUUCUUCGACCCGAAAAGGGCACCAGAGGCUGCAAUGUAUCACUUUCUGACAGCGGUUAUGUUAUACAGUUACUUCAUCCCAAUUUCUUUAUAUGUCUCAAUAGAGAUUGUGAAAGUUCUUCAGAGCAUCUUCAUCAAUCAGGAUAUCCAUAUGUAUUACGAGGAAGCUGACAAGCCAGCGCGUGCACGGACUUCUAACCUGAAUGAAGAACUUGGGCAAGUAGAUACAAUUCUUUCAGACAAGACUGGAACUUUGACGUGUAACUCCAUGGAGUUCAUCAAGUGUUCUAUCGCUGGGACAGCCUAUGGCCGUGGUGUUACAGAGGUGGAGAUGGCUAUGGGUAGAAGAAAAGGUUCUUUAAUGUAUCAGAACAAUGAAAACGAUAUGGAAUACAGCAAGGAUGUCACCUCGGCUGCACAGAAAGUGAAAGGAUUCAACUUUAAAGAUGAAAGGAUAACGAACGGGAACUGGGUCACCGAGGCACGUGCUGAUGUUAUUCAGAAGUUUUUCCGGUUAUUAGCUGUUUGCCACACAGUUAUACCGGAAGUGGAAGAAGAUACAGGAAAGAUCUCUUACGAGGCUGAGUCACCAGAUGAGGCAGCAUUUGUUAUUGCAGCAAGGGAGCUCGGGUUUGAAUUUUACAACAGAACCCAAACAAGCAUAUCUGUAAGAGAGCUAGACUUGGGGACUGGCAAACGAGUUGAAAGGGUGUAUAAAGUCUUGAAUGUCCUUGAAUUCAACAGCUCGAGGAAAAGGAUGUCGGUAAUAGUACAGGAUGAAGACGGGAAACUGUUAUUACUUUGUAAAGGGGCAGACAGUGUCAUGUUUGAAAGACUUGCCAAGAAUGGUAGAGAGUUUGAAGAGGAGACCAGGGACCAUGUCAAUGAGUAUGCUGAUGCCGGGCUGAGAACUUUGAUACUUGCCUUUCGUGAACUAAACGAGAAAGAAUACAAUGUGUUUAACGAGAGAUUAACCGAAGCAAAGAAUUCGGUUAGUGCUGAUCGAGAAGCGUUGAUAGAUGAAGUUACAGAAGAAAUUGAGAAAGAUCUGAUUCUUCUUGGAGCUACUGCUGUUGAGGAUAAACUCCAAAAUGGGGUCCCUGAUUGCAUUGACAAACUUGCCCAAGCAGGAAUCAAGAUUUGGGUUUUGACGGGAGACAAGAUGGAGACUGCUAUCAAUAUUGGCUUUGCUUGUAGUUUACUCAGACAAGACAUGAAACAGAUCAUUAUCAACUUGGAAACACCAGAAAUGCUGUCAUUGGAGAAAGCCAGAGAAAAGGAUGACCUUGAGAAGGCCUCAAAGGAAAAUGUCCAGCGGCAGAUAACUUCUGGGAAAGCUCAGAUAAAAGCAUCUCGAGGAACAUCUGAUGCUUUCGCUCUAAUCAUCGACGGGAAAUCCCUUGCUUAUGCAUUGGAGGAUGAUACGAAGAACUUCUUCCUAGAACUGGCAAUUGGCUGUGCUUCUGUUAUUUGCUGCCGGUCAUCACCCAAACAGAAGGCACUGGUGACAAGAUUAGUGAAAUCGAGUACCGGUAAAACAACACUUGCAAUUGGUGAUGGAGCAAAUGAUGUUGGAAUGCUUCAGGAAGCAGAUAUCGGGGUUGGAAUUAGCGGUGUGGAAGGAAUGCAGGCUGUAAUGUCCAGUGACAUUGCAAUUGCUCAGUUCAGAUAUCUAGAGCGUCUGUUACUUGUUCAUGGACACUGGUGUUACAGGCGUAUCUCAUCAAUGAUAUGCUACUUCUUCUACAAGAACAUUACCUUCGGUUUCACUCUCUUUUUAUAUGAGGCAUAUGCAUCGUUCUCAGCAACACCUGCUUACAACGAUUGGUUUCUGUCUCUUUAUAACGUCUUCUUUUCGUCUCUACCCGUCAUUGCUAUGGGGGUCUUCGACCAGGAUGUAUCUGCUCGGUUUUGUCUCAAGUUCCCGCUUUUGUACCAAGAAGGCAUUCAGAAUGUGCUCUUUAGCUGGGGCCGGAUACUCGGCUGGAUGCUUAAUGGUUUCUGCAGCGCAAUUAUCGUAUUCUUCCUCUGCAAGAACUCUCUCGAGUACCAAGCCUUCAACCACCAGGGGAAAAUUUCCGGGCGGGAAAUUCUCGGGGGGACGAUGUACACUUGCGUUGUCUGUGUCGUGAACUUGCAGAUGGCAUUGGCUAUCAAUUACUUCACUCUGAUCCAGCAUUUUCAUUUUGUCAUCUGGGGAUCCAUUGCUGUCUGGUUCUUCUUCCUCAUGGCUUAUGGGUCUCUUCCGACAAGAAUAUCCACCGAUGCUUAUAAUGUCUUUCUUGAAGCUCUUGCCCCUUCACCUUCUUACUGGAUCAUCACUCUCCUUGUGGUGGUAUCGGCUUUGGUGCCAUAUUUUGUGUAUUCUGCCAUUCAGAUGAGGUUUUUCCCGAUGUACCACGGGAUGAUACAGUGGUUGAGGUACGAGGGUCAGUGUAACGACCCAGAGUACUGUGAUAUGGUGAGGCAGAGAUCGAUAAGGCCUACAACCGUCGGUUUCACUGCAAGAUUAGAAGCCCGGAAGAGAUGUAGGCGGAGAUCCGAGCCUGAACCAUGAGAACAAGUGAACAGAGAUGGAUGGAUUAUCUACUCCAUGAUUUUGUGCUUCAGUGACUUGCAGGCUGUAAAUAGAAGCAUUGAGACACAAGCAAGAAAUUUUCUUGCAGAAGGAAAAAGCCAUGGUCAUAGCAUCGCUGACUGCAAGGACAGUGCUUGUAAGAGGUUGUACCAUAUGGUGUAAAUUACGAUUCUUGCUGGAUAAAAGAAACGAGUUGCAGAGUUUCUGGGUGGAGAGAACAUCUGAUUUUAUUAGCAAAACCGCUUUAGGGUAAUGGCGGAAGAUUGUAAAUCAGAUACAAUACAGUAGAGAAAGAAAAUUUUCUCUUUC
This is a messenger RNA of Tarenaya hassleriana, 4997 nucleotides long. RefSeq names its product putative phospholipid-transporting ATPase 9. Gene Ontology annotation, biological process: phospholipid translocation. Bases 1056 to 4667 code for a protein of 1203 amino acids. Gene Ontology annotation, cellular component: plasma membrane. The transcript is spliced from 13 exons. NCBI's taxonomy places the organism in Eukaryota, Viridiplantae, Streptophyta, Magnoliopsida, Brassicales, Cleomaceae. The record is from RefSeq and is a predicted model, not a curated record. Gene Ontology annotation, molecular function: ATPase-coupled intramembrane lipid carrier activity; ATP hydrolysis activity; ATP binding.